AUGGCCUCUUCUUCGUCCUUCACCAUUCGCAUACCGUGCUCGUCAGCGAACAUUGGACCAGGCUUUGAUGUCAUUGGUCUAGCAUUGUCGCUCUAUCUCGAAGUGCACGUUACAAUUGACCCGUCGUCGGCGCAGAAACAGCCAUUGAACUGUGCGAUUACAUACGAGAACCUGAGCGCCAGCAAAGAGCAGAUUAGUCUCGAUCCCGAGGUCAAUCUGAUUACUCGCGUGGCGCUCUACGUGCUGCGAUGCCAUGACCAGCGCGCUUUCCCCGUCAAUACGCAUGUGCAUAUCAAGAAUCCUAUCCCGCUAGGUCGGGGUCUGGGCACGUCGGGAACCGCCGUGGUCGCUGGUGUUGUGCUGGGAAAUGAGCUUGGGAAGUUGGGACUGAGCAAGGGGCGUCUCCUUGAUUACUGUUUGAUGAUUGAACGACACCCAGACAACGUAGCCGCAUCCCUCUUCGGCGGUUUCGUGGGCACAUACCUCAGCGAACUUAAACCAGAAGACAUAGCACGCAUCGAAAUCCCCCUCAGUGAAGUCCUGCCCGAGCCCGCCGGCGGAAUCGACACGGGCAAACAACCGCCGAAACCGCCCGUGGGUAUCGGCCACUGCACAAAGUUUCCCUGGGCCAAAGAAAUCAAAGCAAUAGCCAUCAUCCCGGACUUUGUCGUCCCCACCGCAAAUGCACGCAACGUGCUCCCCAAACAGUAUUCGCGCCCAGAUGUGGUCUUCAAUUUGCAGCGUGUCGCUUUGCUGCCUAUCGCCCUAGGCACGUCGCCGCCAGACCCGGAUAUGAUCUAUUUGGCUAUGCAGGACAGAGUGCAUCAGCCAUACCGGCAAACCCUGAUUCCCGGGUUAAUAGAGAUUCUGCAGUCUAUGACCCCUGCGACGCAACCGGGGUUGUUGGGUAUCUGUCUUUCGGGCGCGGGGCCGACCAUUUUGGCCCUUGCGACGGAUCGGUUCGACGAGAUUGCUACUAAGAUCGUUGGUCGUUUCACAGAGAGAGGCAUCGAGUGUCAAUGGAAGUUGUUGGAGCUGGCGCGAGAGGGAACGCUGGUAGAACAUCAUUGA
Talaromyces atroroseus is the source of this 1071-nucleotide messenger RNA. RefSeq names its product Homoserine kinase. The transcript has 2 exons. The record is from RefSeq and is a predicted model, not a curated record. Bases 1 to 1071 code for a protein of 356 amino acids. Lineage: Eukaryota; Fungi; Ascomycota; Eurotiomycetes; Eurotiales; Trichocomaceae. Gene Ontology annotation, biological process: L-threonine metabolic process. Gene Ontology annotation, molecular function: ATP binding; homoserine kinase activity.